Molecule: messenger RNA, 23442 nt
Organism: Xyrichtys novacula (pearly razorfish)
Lineage: Eukaryota; Metazoa; Chordata; Actinopteri; Labriformes; Labridae
Source: the annotation of a GenBank genome assembly
AGGACUUCGAGGGGAGUGGAGAGUGGAGUAAUUCCAGCUCUGUUUAAAACAACUUCUCAGCACGGAAUCCAUCCCGGAGUUUGGCACUCAAGUCCCCGAACAUCUCCGCUUUUCCCGGGACGCUGCAGCGUGAUUCCUGUUCCCAGCACGGCGACUGUAAUCAUCGGAAUUCCAGCGCUGUGAGGAUUUAUUCCGGGGUGAAGGGGGGAUUUUACGGAUCGAGGGGUUCACGGAGCUGGUGAAGAAACUGUGGAAAAGUUUGAGAGUUCUGUUCCCGGUGGCGUUUUUUUUUUUGUGAAUGUAAACUGAACCUGUUCUCCGGGGGCCUAACUAUGGUUUGUGGAUUGUGUUCGGGAUCUCCAGAGUGUUGGGGAGUUGAAGGCUUUGUGAGAGAGCUGGCAAAAGUUGAGGCUUAAUUGAGUUGGCGACAGCAGGUCACUGAGCAGUGACUGUGUGGAGCCUGCUCCCUCUGCAGACUUUGGUUAUGUUUUACGCAGCGCAUGGUUGAAUAUCGCUCGCUAAUGCUGCGAGAGAGCCACGAAACGGUGACCACCGGCUGCGCAUGUUGUGCGCACCGUGCACAGACCCCUAGUCCUGCGCAGAGAAGAGUGUAAAUCGAUGUGGCAUCUCCCGGGACCCGGACGGGACCCACAGGACGCGCACAAAACUGUCUAGGUUGUCGUAUGUUCAAGUCGAGACGCUCAGGUCUUGUACGGCGACUCUGGAGAAGCCGUCUGGUCACCGAGAGCGACGGGCGGGAUGGAGGCAGAAGAGGUGAGGGAGGAAGGCUCUGUCCGUGUGGCAGACACUCAGGAAAGCUCCACAGACACGAGCAGCGGUCGGUGACACAGACUGACCCGGCUCUGGGACUCACGGGGGAGGCUGGAGAGCUGACGGAGAGCGCGGAGAGGGAGGAAGAGGAGCAGCCGGACGAUGACCGGGGUGCCAUGUGCGUCCAGGAGCGCAGAGGCUACCACAGAGAGCAGGAGGGAGACAGUCGGACGGUGACGUGUUGUUUGUUUGGGGAAUGGGAUCUCAGACCUCGGAGCCCUUAUUGGGCCCCGAGAAAAGACGGAGGGGGCUCUUGUCAGUGCGCACCGAGGCAUGCGGGGCUGGAGGAGGAACUGGCGAGCACUGCUCAUGCGUUUCUGAAAAGACUGAAGGAGAGGUCUCUGGACACGCUGCUGAAGGUGGUGGAGGCCAGAGGAGGAAUAAACAGCGAGUGUGUGAUGGUGCCGAGCGCGGAGCUGCGGCUCGGGGCUCAUCUCAUCUCUCCACAGUCUCUCAUGUGUAAGGUGUUCCGCUGGAGCGACCUGCCGCUCUCAGCGUGGCUCAAAACACUGAGCCACUGCCAGAGCUUUGGCGCAGAGGACAGCGCAAAGGUGUGCUGCAACCCCUACCACUACAGCCGCCUGUGUGGGCCAGGUAAGGACCAAAACAUUGUUGGGGGCGGGGUGCUACAAUACACUUCACCUCUUUAUAAAGGACUUAAUAAGAGGUGGAAGUAAAUGAAAUCCUGCCACUCUUCCUUGAAAUUAAACAUCACUGAUAUCAAACCAGUAUUUGGGACACCUCCAAGAACCCCACUAGGUCCACACUCAGAGUUGAAGGCCUUGCCAAGUCAAAGUGUCAUAAAAGUGAAGUUAUUCAUGAACUUUCCUAGACUUCCUCAGAGAUUGGUUGACCACAUAUAAAGUAAAAUCUAGCUUGAAAUAAAGAAUUGAUGAAAGACAACACUGCAUCUGAAGAUUGAAGUUUUAAAAAGCUCACAUAAAGAUCCUAUCAGUUAUUUUUUUAUCCCUAAUACAGUCAUCUCCUCUCUGCUGGCCUGUGAGCACAAUCACAUUAAAGUACAAAGUUCAACUCUUAAACCUCUUGGGAAUGAAACCCAGUGUCUCUCCUCUCAUGUUUUACUGCCUGUCCAACUCUUUUACAAUAUUUUCAAACUCCAGCUUUUACUUCGGUGAAACAUUACUUUGAUUUCCUCUCCACAUUCCUAACACAUUACACACUUUAUUUAAAUUCGAGCAAAAACUUUGCUGCUUCCCACAUCAUCCAAUUGAAGGUCGCUCUCAAGUUGCACUUAGGCUCUUUUUUCUCUGACAAGGAGGUCCUCCUCUUGUUAUUUAGGUGAAGGAGUGCCGAUAAUAUACAGUUUGCAUAGUGCUGGCGCCAGACUGACUCGCUGGGUAUCUGACUGACUGAGGACUCCGGCAAUUACUGGCUCUGCUCUUAAAGGGGCCGCAGCCACAAAGCAGGUCCACUGUGGACUGAAGGGACUAUCCCAGCAGCAGCAGCAGCAAGCAGCAGUAUUACUGUGUUUACAGGGCUGUUUUUACCCAGGAGUCAUCCUCAGUCUGCGUGAAUGAAAUGUCUCUGCUGAAAUUUAAGUCUCUCUUUCUGGAGGGAAUGAAUUAUGGGCAUAGUUUUGACUCAGUUGUACAAAGUUUAAAAUAAAACCAAACAUGAUUAUACACAGUAUUGUGCAAAACAUGGUCCUUUUAUGUUGUGUGCAAACCCUCUAUGAGUGUGUUGCUUCAAAAGAAAAAGAUCGACCGCAGGUGAAAGAGUUUUAUUGUUAGAUAUUUUAGCCCAGAGUCAAAGAUCUCAAACAUCAAGUACAGAGUUUCUACAUUACUUAAGAUUAUCUACAUUAUUCAGUGUUAAAAUGUUGUAAAAUGGAAGUAAAAGACUCUGCUAAUUCAUUUUUCAUGGCUGUAUUUGAUGUUAUUUUUAAAGAUAAGCUGAUGAAGAUAACUUGCCCAGAAUCAGGAGAGUGUUGAUUUUAGUACAAUGUAAGUUUUGUUUUCAAUACCGUGUAAAAAUCCGGAUUGAGGGUGUAAUGGUUGACUUGAAGAGUGAGUAUGUGUUUUAUUUGAUCAAGGUUAGACUGGAGGCCAUUAAAUAAUUUUAGUAAUGGUGAUCCACAAACUCUGGUGUUAGUGUCCUUUAGUUACCCUCUUUGAUCUUAAACUGUGCGAAAAAGGGAAGCUCUUUUCCUAGAUGGGAACAGGGUUUGGUACUUCACAGCAAAAAGACAAAACUAAACUAAGAGUUUUUGUAGUAGGGAAGUAUAGAUGUUCACCUUUGAUCAUUUCGUGCAUUGAUUACAUGUGACAGUUGAUAAAUUGAGAUGUAGAAUCCACAGCCUUUAAUUUAACCUUGACUUUUUUUGCUUGUAUUUCCAGAAUCGCCUCCUCCCCCAUACUCUCUGUCCCGUUCCGAAGAACACAAGCCACUGGGUGAGUUUGGAAAAAAUGUCCCCAACACACCCACACAUGAACAAAACUAGUAAAUGACAAGAGGGUGUCGUCACCCUCAUAUUUUUAGACUGGAAACAGAGAUGCUGGAAAAGCUGCUUGCAUUAAAAGUGACACGUAGGCUUUACCUGUGCUCACCUUCUCUUUUCAUGAGCAUGACAUCGUAAGUCACAAGCAUGUGAGUGUCCUCCACGCAAACAGACAGUCUGCUACACAAUUUUCAAGUUACAGAACAAAUUAAAGGAAUCUAGAAACAGAGAUUACUUUACAUGAUUGUUGGAUUAAUUCUUGUCAAAUUUCAAUCUGUAUCUCACCUCUCUGUUUUGUUUUUGCCUCUUCUUCAUUUCCCAGACUCGUCUCUGUCUUACACUGAAACUGUGCCCCCCCUUCCCUCCAGUUCGCCUCACAUUACGCCAAGAGACUACACAGGUGAGUUACCUGAAUCAGUACUGCGGGAGCAUGUGAACAUCGUGUCGGAGUAGAAGUUUGUUUCUGGAGGGAUCAGAUGUUGAGAGUGGGUUUGUUUUCCUGAAGAAUGAGCAAAUAAGUUUGGAAGCACAAAUGGAAAAAGUUUUCGAGCUGCACGAGUGUGUUUGCUCUUACAGGCAUGCAAACACUUGUAGCGUGCAUCCUCUCUAAUUUUUUGCAUAGAGGAGUGAAUUACAUUUGCUGCUGCUGUUUUGAUGUUGUGUUUUCCUUCCUAUUUUCAAAGGCCGUUACGAACAAACAAAACUUUUCUGCAUAAAGCUUCUUUUGUCAGAGAGGCAUGGAGGGCUCGGUGGGGGUCUGGGGUCUCUCGCUAUCUAGAUGCCACUGCAGUGUAGUCUUUCUGUCUCUCUUUCCCUGUCUCUCUCUCUCUCUCUCUCUCUCCCCGUGCUUUCUCCGCUGCAAAAUAUUUCACUGGGAUGAAGCUGCAAUAAGAUCCCUGUGCAUACUCCCAAUCCCCUCUGCCUCUGCAAGCACCCAUCCCCCUCUUUCCCUCUUUCUUCCCUCAAAUCCCUCCAUUCCUCUCGGCAAUUGAGCAGUGGAAAGAGGCUGGCAUUUUGGGGGCGGGGGAGCCAAGCGGCUCUGAUGAGGCAGAGGUGUAGAGUUUUGUGCGUGUGUGUGUGUAUGUGGAAAGAGGGGGGGGGGCUGAGGACAGCGUUUGGACAGGAAACAGCCCCCUCUAGAUGAUGAAACUGGAGCUUUAUUUGUUUACGUGCUGGGGUCGGGUGGAGAGGUCCUCGCUGCGUUAGAAGAAACCCACAAACCCACUCGAUCAAGCCUCCCCGGGCUAAGUUGUGGACGGUGUUGAAAGGUGAAUGGGCACCUAUAAAGUCUGUGUUGUGUCGUCGCAGCGUCACUGAGCUGUCUGAAGAGCCAGCAGAGCUCCAGUUCGGACUUCUCAAGUUUGUUUAUCUGCCAUGUCCUGAGAAAAACUUAAGCUCUUUUUUUUUUUGUUAGAGUUGGUGUUUAUAAAAGUUUAUUGAGAUGUUAUGUAUUUUUUCCAUGCUGAAGGGCAGGGCCGUAGCUAACAUUUAAGAAACACUGAUGUCACAAGCCCUCCCAGCAGCCUACACUCCUCACUUCUUUUAGAUGAAUAUGUCCUGGGAUAUUUUUUCUAAAAGGCGAUACUGCAAUUACUCAAAUAGUACUUUCUUUUAAUUGUCUGAAUAAAUUCAUCAACUUUUUCAAAACUUUUCAAGACUGUCAGGAUUCAAAUUUUUGCUAAAUUUUAAGUUCUUAGCGUAAGACUUUACAAAUUCAUACUUUGAUAUAAAAAAAGAUCGUUAUUUGCAACAUUUACCCUCCCACUGAGCAUUUUAAGCAGUUUUUUUCUGGGAUGAAUAAUCAUCCUCUGUCCUCGUGAAACCAACAAGAAAAUGACCAAAAGUUAAACGAAACUUUGGAGUUGAUUUGUAUUAAAGGACUCAAAAGUCUUUGUAACAGUGACGGUCUGUCCAACAUGACACCGCACCAGCGUCUUUCUCAAGUUCUGACUCUAACAGAGGUCCAGAAGCAGAACCACUCUGCCCCGCUGUUACGCCUCUAUGUGUUCCGCACCUUAGUCCCAGAGGCAUAGAUAUCCCACCUUGAAAUAGUGAGAGCCACUCCUGUGUCUUUGUCCAAAAGUCAUCCAAAGUCUACCCGCUUACCCUUACAAAUUAAUCAGUCGUAUAAUUUUACUUUGUGGUUUGAUUGUUCGCCAUGAUGGUUAUUGAUAGGGGGUUUCUCUUAGUGCCUGUGGCCUAACAUUAGUAGAAAUUCAUCAGUUUCCUCGGUUGAUGUGUUCUGUUGAGCGUUGGGCAGAGUGUGUUUGUGUGUGGUCUCUGAUCCCCUGCCCCCCACACCAGAACGCUGGAGCCGAGAACCAGAGCUCAGGCCAAGAGCAUGAGCAGCACAGAGAGACUUGGCAAAACAGAAGCAGUGAAGAAAAAAAAAAAAAGAAAACCCCUGCUUGUAGCUUUUGUUUUAAACUUUUACAGGUUAUCUGGCUCCUCUUUCUGAGCGUGGGCUGGUUUAAUAACAGGAAAUAAGCUGAACAUGAAACUGGUAUCAAAGAAUUGUCUGCAGCUUAUAGAGGCCCUUGAUGUUUGUUAGCUCUUGAAAGAGUGUAAAUGAGUCUUUUUUUGUGCAGGUGAUCCUUUGGCAGAUCAUCUAAAGCCUGUGAUGUUUUCUUUAGAACAAAUACAAGCAUUGAACUUGUUCCCCGCCACUUCAGCAUCUUUUUUAUUCCUUUUAAAACCAGCUAUGUGUUCUGGCUUUAAGGGGGAGAAAGAAAGGCUCCAGCAGGGUGUGGUCUAUACAUACCUUUGCCCCGGCCUCUUUUAUCAUUCAAUCAGUUAACGUUCCCUUUAAACCGCAGCAGCAGUCCUGCUUUGAAAAGGGAAAUGUCUACUGGAAGUUUAGUAGACUUAUAUCUGCUCAGACUGUCCCUCUGUGACUCCAACAAAACGUGUCAUUCAGCUGCUUAUUGUCAGCCUAUGCGCUUGUGUGUGCGUGUGUGAGUGUCUAGUGUGUGUGUGUGUGACAGGGAGGCAGAGAGGGAGGAAUUUCUGUCUGACUCAGUGAUAAGAUCGUCUCGGAGUACUCACAUAGGGGUUCUAUCAGGACAAAAACACACACACGCACAGAUGCACAUGGAUAAACACACUUCACCAAUCACGCGAUUUGUUGGACGGGAGGCAAAGUUCUGUUUAUUUUUUACCCUCAUAAUUGAUGUAUAACUAAAAAUAACAUGUCAGCGGUAUGAUGUAUUUCUGAAAGCUCAGGCCCGGUUAUACAUUAUUGGAUUAUCUGCCGCAUUCUCCACUAUUUGCCUCAAUUUAUCAGACUGAGAAUUUUGUUAGUCAAACCAGAUUUGACCGUAAAAUACAAACAUUUGUCUUCUUUUGUACCUCCUUUUUCUGCGUUACGAUCCAAACUCCUGUUUCAGCCUUUAUCAGUCUCAGCUUUUGUUCUUGAAAAGCACAUUUCUGGAUUUCCACAACAGCUGACUGAAGAGCAUUUAAGGCAACUGCUAUUCAAGUUUGUCACAUAAAUAUAACAUCGAUAUUUUUGAACCAUUAUAAACUGGAGAAGAGGAUUUUUUCUCAAACAAUGAGCUUAGGAUAACGGCAGCUCAGCUCGUAGCCCCCGAAAAAGGUUGGAAUUAUGAAUGUGAAUCUUUAUGAGAGUUUUUAUUAAAUUAAAGCAUCUGUAAGGAGUUUUUGAUUAGGUAUGAAACAGACUGAAUUGAACAGUGAUGCAUCUUAAUAAUGUACAAAAGCAAAAAAAAAGACCUUCAGUGGCAAGAUCGUCAGUUUCUAUAGUUUAAUUUUAAUGAGAGAACUAAUAAGAGGAGAUUUUUGUCAGUUCGAACCAUUUGUAUCAGGACAAGAAGAAAUCAGCAACAAAAAAGGGUUAAAACUUUGUCCACAGGGGGCGCCUAAGUCAACAGAGACAGAGAGAUCCUCACAGUAGCUUUAAGUUACCAGGUGCAUCGUAGGGCACUGGUUUAACUCCGCAUUUAGAUCAUGUGCCCUCUUUUCAGAGUCUUUAGUCAUGUAAAUCAGCUACUAAGCAGCCUUCUACCCCAUGUCAUUUUCUACGAUCGCUUCCCAAUUCUUGACUCUAUCCACAGUCCUGUCUCUAAAAUACAGAAAAAAUGAACUGUUAAAAAGUUACAAGUCUGUCUGUUCUUGAAAAAAAAGAGGUUUUCUCUCCACUAAAAUUUAAACCUAAACAGAUGGAAACAGGUGGUAGCUCAUCUUCCAGACUCUCCUGAAACCCUUUAAAUGUACCAAAUGGGAGCGACUGCUAAUGUGAAGUCGAUCUUAAGAUUGGGAAUAGACUUUUGCUAAUGAUUUGAAAACCAUACCAUAUUUAUCAAUUUAGUUACAACUUUUUGCCUGUUUAUGAUUUGAAUAAAGACAGAAUAUACAGUAUCUGACCUGCUCCUGACACUUUUAGCCCACACUGGACCAGAGAUAAACUGUUUAAUCAGGCCAAUUCAUGGCAUGCUGACAAUAUGGGCGUCAUCUUGGCAUUAUCCCUCACAAAGGCUGAUAUCAAUUGACUUUUUUUGUGACUGAAAACACAUUUUUCUCAUCACCCAUUAACAGCAUAUCAAAUCUACAACACCCACUGGCUUGCAUGUUAAUUUAAAUUCAUUUAUGAUGUGUAUUAAAACAAUUUCAGAUUGCUGGAUAGAAAUCCAAAAUUUCAUUGUGGCAAUAUUUUCUGAGCCAAAUACUGAUGUCAUCCACAUUUAUUUGAUAAAGUAUAAAAGUUCAGUAACUUAGUUUUUUCUUUGUUGGUGUUAUUUAAUGAUCGUAUUUUGUCACAUGCAAAAAAAUACAUAUAUUGAAUAUAUUGAAUUUGAAAACAUGUAAACUCAGUGUAGUGACAGAUGUAACUUUAUACACCUCUUCAAAGGAAAAACUUUGUGUUUUUUCCAAAAUGAUACAGACCUCCACAGUCCCUCUGCUUUACUAACACACACCUGAUCCCCUUUGCUCUCUAUCUGUUUUGCUGCAGAUGUCUGUCCUUCACUCUUAGUCAAUAAUCUCUGCAAGUCACUUGAUUGUGGGAAAGCCCAAAUUGUGAAUCCUGAUUUACUUCUCUGACAUCUCACUGUGCGAUUGUUGUGUUUAUGCAGCAUCGCUUAUAUUGCCCCAUGACCUCAUGUCAAACAUUUGUCCACCUUGUUGUCAUUAGCGCGAGGCUUUCAAACAUGUGGAAGCAAGUAAAGCAAUGAUACCUAAUGGACAUUAGUGUGGCCUGGAUGCACUGAAGUAAGACAAGAAGACUGCUCCCUCUCUGCCCUCAGUAAUCAUAUUUUGGUGGCUUGUUUGCUUAAGCAGAGCGAGGUAUCAGCCAAACAUCCUGUCUCAAAGCCCUGUCUGCACUCGCUGCAGCAUUAACCCCAUGAAUCGGCCCUUUGACUGAUGGGGCACGGCCCAGGAAUGUUGGGAAAUUGGGAAGGUGAGGGGGGGAGCGGGGUCUCAGAGUGAAAGAGGUGGGAGGGGGUAAGGGGGUCUGACUCUGGAGAGUGACAUCUGAUACAUGUUUGAACAUAUCGCCGUUAAUACUCAAGAAACACGGAGUGGAGCCGACAUUCUUGGCAGAGUGGGAGACAGUUUUAAGAGUGUGAGAGUAGCAUGCUGUUUUUGUGAGUUUAGUGCAGAGAGUGUGAAGCUUUCCUGGUCAGUCCUGGUUCACACAGUGGGACAAAGAAUUGGAAAAUAUCUGCUCCGCCAGUCACUAGUGUGGAUUUGACUCACAGGAGCGUGAAAACUUGUGUCAAAGUCUUGAGUUGUAAGAGUGCGAAAACAGAGCGUUAAGAGAGGCAUUUUGCUGCAUUCAGAGCGAAUCAGUUUAAGUCUAAGUCUGUCCAGGUCCUCUCAGUGACCUGAACCUCCAGCCUGUUUGUUGGCACGCUUACAACACUUGCUCUUAUGCCUGACUGAGACACAUUAGACUAUGGAAUUCAACAUCAAGUGCUGGCCCAUUAACCAUUUGCCAUUUCCUCACAUAUUUUCCAUCACGACUCCUUUUGCAUGAAGGGUAUGCAGCUUAAAACCCAGUGCACAACUCACUCAUAGUUUUUUUUUCCUUUUUUUGGGAGGUUGGUCAUUUCUUUUGGAGUCUUUUAGCAAGUUUUGCAUUUUUCAACAUUUGAGGCAGAAUUCCAGAGUCUUGAAACUUCUUUGCAGCUGUUUUUCCAGGGAAAUUAAGGGUUAGUAUUCGUGAUUUGUAAUAGCAAAUCGUUUUAACUUCAUAGAGUGUGCUGAGUAGUGUUUUCUGUCAACAUAAUGAAGAAAUGCACUUAGUUCCAACAGGGUUAUAAGUUCAAGUUGUGUCACCAUGGUGAUCUAGCCAAGUUAAAAGUCAGCUGAACACUCUUGGUUAAAGCUCUACAGAGCCGAUUUAGCCUUUAAUCUCGCUUACAGAAACCUGAUUGGUUCAAAACUUUGUGUUUAGGACAAUUGAGCGAGUUUCAUUUGUUUGUUUCUGCAUGGCACAGCACUUCCCAAAUCCACACUCAUCUCCUGUGGAUGUCUCAUUAGACUUCAUAUAAGCUACAUAAAUUUACAUUAUUUGAUUGUUAUUUUCUGAAGUUUUCUUUUGAGGAAGUUUCUUAUAGGUUCUUGCGUCUGCAUGAGUUUUUUCAUGGUGUAGUUGCAACAUCCUCUUGUCCAUCUGUCUCAUUUUGCUCAGUAUGCAGCCAGCUAUCUGUGUGUUUAUUGACAUAUGUUGUAGGUGUGAAUAUUUUGAGAUAUUUUAUAAGAAAUGACUUUAAAUCCACAGCCUUGAACCUCUAAGGGAUCUCUAUGGAUUAGGAAGUUUGACACAUCAGAAACAAUCCUGAUCAUCAUGUAGGGAUUUUCUCACUUAAUUCUGAACAUUGUUUUGCGUGUCUGAAGUUCGCUCGCUUUUCCUCCACUUGUCAUAUUUACUCUUAAAGCCUCUACUGUUUGUUGUACACACAUUUUUCUGUCUCUUCCCCUUUCUCUCUCUCUCUCUCUCCCUCUGUGCCUCCUCUCUUUCAGCCCAUGUAGUCAGGCCAUCACAAUUUAAAAUAAGGUUUAAAUUACAGGACUGGCUGUGGCUUUCCGUUGUUCCCUCAGAGUUUUUGCCAACCCGCAAUUUGGCUUUUAAUGGAAUCCUGCCAUGCUGCUGAACCUAAAGAUUCUUUGCAGAUGUCGAAAGACUCUGACUCUGUGAGAUGUUUUAGGAAAGUGUCGCCUGAGCUGUGAGCUCUGAGUGUGUAGUGCUGAGUUAAGAGUGAAGAAAGAAACAUUUACAGGAGUUUUUUAAGGUGAUGUAGCUGCGUGCGGUUGGUGAGAAAGAAAAAAAAGUGUGGAGUCGAGAGUCUGAGGAGAUUUUUAUGGACAUAUUUAUAUGUGCAAACACUCUUUUUGUUUCCUUCACCUUUCAGUCACUGGUCUAAAAACUGCAAACUCAGGAGUUCAUGUUUGGUACUUUCCAACUAAGUUAUACCUUUUAUUGAAUCUCUGGAAGAGUUGCUGAAAGCUUUGAGUUUUGCUUGUAUUGAGAACAGUAGAGGGUUCUUGCUAGUAGUAACUUUUAAGUUUGUGUCAGCUUUGGCAACCCAGUGUUUUGGCAGUUUUUGCUGAUGUUGUCCUGUAUACUUGUGUUUUUUUUUCCAAACAGAAAAUCCAGAUCUCAACCACAAAUUUUCUUCUUUGGCAUCAGUGAUGAAUUCUGUCUGUUUUGAGUCCAGCUUUAAGUCGAGUUUCCCUAGAAAGCGUGCAUGUUGUAUUGUGUCAGCAGCACCAAACACUCUGAAGCUGAUCCACGUUGUUCUAGUCAGUGCUGGUGUUUUCAAAGAGAGUCUGUCUUCUGUCUUCUUUGCUCCAGCUCACUUAGGAUAUGAGCUCUCUAUUUUCAACAGAACUCAUGUACAACAUUCAUCAAAAAGAAAGGUAUCAUAACCUGUUGCUAGCGUGAAGUUCCCUGCAUGAUCUUGAUAAUCCUGCAAGAUCUUGGGCAGGUCUUGCAGGGUUCCAACAAGGCAAGGUGUGCAUUGUUAGACCAAGUGAAAUCGUGCUGAUGGGUAAUACCCUUGGAUCCUGAAUAUAAGACUACUCACAGGAGCUUUUAGUCUGAUGCUAACAUUACCAAAUACUCAGGCUUAGCUUUAACAGACUUUGUGCUGAUAUACACAUUUUCAUCAAUCCAUACAAAAGAAUUUUCAAUAGUUCUUCGUCAUGACUAGGGCUGGGCGAUGAAAUGAUAACGAUAGAUAUAGAAAAUUAAUUUCUCUCAAUAUCAAUAUAAAACAUGGUCAGUAUGCUUUUCAACAGUCCGCAUUCUGCCAUGUUUUGGUAGACUAUACCACCGGACAUGAAGCAGAGUAAUGUGAACUGCAAAUUAUGUCGAGUACAUGUUCUUGUAAAACAUGUACUCGACAUAAAUGUUUACCUCAAAUCUUUUUUACCACCUGUAGCAGUGCCACGCGGCAGAGCACACGAAAUGCUAAAGGUUGCAAACCCUGCGUGGAGCAAGGAACCCAUGGCACCUAUGCAGCUGAAACAGCCGACCAUUCAGUCCACUCUCUCUAGCGCCAUGCCUUAAGACGAAACGUCGAAGAGACACAAAGACCUCACAGAUGCAGUAGCUUAUUGUAUAUCGAAAAACAUGCUACCAAUAAGCACUGUUAAAUUACAUUUUUAUACCAUGAUAUAUAUCGAUAUUGACUGAUAUGAAAAAAUAUAUUGCGAUAAACUUUUUCACAUAUCGCCCAGCCCUACUCAUGACUGAUUAAAUGACUUAGUACCAUGUUAAAGGAGGAGGCGAACAGUAACUAAAAGUCCAUCAGAUGCUAAAAUUCCCCUCAGAUCUACAAUAUUGUUUUCCCUGAAAUGUAACCUGUUUAGUUUAGUUUCAGCUCUCCUAUGCUGUCGUUUUCCAGUCAGGCGAGGUAGCUGCUUACGACAAGACAAAAUCUUUUUCUUGAACUGAGAGCUAUGUGCACAGUCUUCACGAAGAGACAAAGUGGCCAGGUUAGCUGCCAGCCAGUAAACACUUCAACUAUUUGGAGGCAGAAGUUCAAGAUUUUUAAAACUUCUGCAGACCCAAAGCGAACUGAAAGAGAAUAAAUGUCGGCUCUGUUUAAUCACAUUUGCCAAAUAAACUCAUUAAUGUCUGAAACUAUGUCAAGUUAUAAUGUUUCACUCCCAAAUGAAAGCAUACCUAAUGUAUGACAAUCAUACAUGUGGUAAUGCAAAAUGUGUUUGCACUUGUUAUUAUACCCACUCCCCGAGUCGAGCUACUAAAUCAUAUCAGGUUUUUACAUUCCUUGUGUCCCCCCUGCCUGUGUGAAUUAUGUCUAGUGAUUGUGUAUUGUAUUAGUCCUGUUUUCCUAUAAAUGUGUUUCACAGUCUGAUAAUUAAGUUUGAGGAGGAAUUUCAUAAUUCAUAGUGGAACAAUUGGAUCUAUUCCACCUCUGAUUGUGCGUAAUUAUGUUGUGAGGAGUGAAGGCCAUAUAGUGGGACCACGUUAGGGCUCAAUGAGAGACUUGUCAACUUGACCCCUGUAACUGGCUGAGCGGGGGGAGGAAGUGUUGAGGAAGAGGGCCUGGCCAGGAAUGUGUUGGGAGGGGAGGCCUGUCAACCGCAGAGCUCUGCUCCUCUGUGUCUGCUUAUUAAGAGAUUCAAAGCCAAACUUUAUUUAACUUGUGCAAAACCAAAGGAUAGUUUUUCUUAAAGCUACAGUGUUGAUAUCCUAGUCUUGUCUGUUGUUUGGGCUUGAUUUGCAGUUUUUUUGCAGCAUCACAAUCUGUGUUUGUGUCUGUCUUUGUAGUUACAAACAAACAGGUAAUUUCUGCAAAACAGUGUUGGAGAACCGUGCUGCUGUCCUGCAACAGGAGCAGGCUAAAGACUGAGAUAAAAACUCCCUUAUCAAAAAUUAUCAGCUGAGUAGCUCGUACUAAUCUAGCAAAGGUAUUUCCAGUAAAAUCUCUGACUUUGAUGUGCUUUUUCUCACCACUCUCUAGCAAAUCAUUUGAGAAACACACGUGAUUAGAUAAGGCAUUGCAAGAAUGCACGACAAUUGAUAAAACGAUCUGCGUUAACACAGGUUCGACAACAGACAAGACAAAGCGCCGACAUGCCAAACACUAAAUCACCACGGACUGUUGCUGCUGUGACACCUUAAUAUACAGCAGAAGUAUAAUUUAGACUCCAGUCCCACCCUCCUCCUGCAUGGCUGGUUAACUAGCACCUAAACAAAUGCAAACAUUGCACUGAAACUGAGAACAAGAAGAAAACUCAUAAAGAUUUACAGAUAAGACCUUCGUAUUUGCCUUGAGACUAAACUCAUUCUGUAGCUUGUUGCAAAUCAUGCGGCUAACAGAGUCCUAAAGAAAAAUUUUGUUCUUGAUUAUUUUUUAAUCUAACCCUUAUUCACUGUGCACAUCUGAUGUGCAGCAUUAUUUAUGUGCAAUGCUACUCAUGAUGCAUGGUGCAAUAACUUUCAUCUUCAUUCCUGUAAUGUAGAAAAAUACACAAGAUCUUGCAGUGAUAAACCCUGCACUGCAUGCACAUAUUUUCUCAUCCUUUUUUCUCUCAUUUACCUCCUCCCUAGCAAUGAUGGUUGUAGUAGAUAAAACAACAAUUGUGGAGUAAACUUAAAUUUAUACUCGUGCCCUUUUCUGAUACCCAAAACCAAAAAAAGAUCUUUUUAUGCCUGAAAGUGUUGCUAGGGGGAAGGUGAAGAAUUGGUCCCAUUUUUAUCAGUUGCUCAUAAAAUGCUCGUAAUAAAUGAUGCAUGUGACCAUCAGCGGGAGCCAGCGGGACAAGAUUUUUUGCCAAUAAUCAUUGCUAAAACGUAGAAGACAAGACGAGCAAAUACUGCGUUGACCACAGGACACACGAAAAAUUGAUCCGAUUCUAUUAGGACUACUGUGUCCCUCAGGAGCAAGUUUCAUUGGUCCACAUCAUACUUGCACAUACUUCUGGUUUUGUUAAAUUCAAACAAAAACACUGUUGUUGUUGUUUUACUUUUGCUUAUAAUUUUUUAGAAGUCUAACAUUAGGAGAGGGCCAAUAACAUGCAACCACAAGAAACACCUGACAGCAAGGACUGCAUUUGUUUACUGCUGUUCUCUAUAGAGAUGCACCGAUCUGCUUUUUUUCACCUCCAAUACUGAUACAGAUAUUUUAGUAUCGGCCGAUACCGAUCCAACUCCGAUUCAGAAAAGCCGCGCUGAAUUACCUUUUGUUGUAACCUGAAGUUUUACCACUGCCCAUCGGAACAUUUACUGCGCAGAUAUUGCAAGUGGCGGUCGAGCUUGUAGGCUGAGGUAUUGUGAUAAAGUUCAAGAUAGCAGACCCCUUUGCUCGCUCCAUUUUGAAAACAGUGUGGGCAACUGCUCAGCGUGUUUACUUGGAUGCCACUCAUGGCGCAGAGCAUAGAGUUAGACUGAAUAGAUUGGCCCCUAUGCACCGGGCCCAUUGUCAUGAUACCCGAUCUAGAAUUUUCUUCAGUAUCAGGAUCAAUACCGAUAGCUGGUAAAACGUUAAAAAAUUCUGCAACAUAAUUUGUUCAGUUUACACAGUUUUUUUUUCCACUGAAACAGAUUUUUAAUUUUUAACGAUGUGACUAUUAAAGACAGAACAAAAGUCUUCAUUGUUACUCUGAAGAGUGUAACAAAACUUUGGUAAUACAAGAGUUUCUCCACGGUUAUGAUGUGUGAAGUUUUUCUUUUUUCUUUAGUGACAGCAUGAACUUGGUAUGCAGAUAAAUGUUUUGAGACAUGACAGCAGAGUUUGUCCAGGAUGCAAUGAUGAUGUAUGCAAUACCUGAGACAUUCCUCGGCUGACAUCGUCUGGCACUUUGAAGUAGCAGCAGAAAUGCAGGAAGCUAGUUACUUUCUCUCUUCCUCUUCUCGCGGAGGAACUUGCUAAACUGCACUCCGCCAGGCACGUCCUCCAGGAAUUUUACUGGGACACACUGUAACUUUCCUGCCACUUGAUUGGCCUGGAAGUUGGAGGAAUGUGGACUUCUGUUUGUAUGAAAUAAUGGAUGGUGUUUGGGAUCUGCAGAGACCCAUUUGUAGUUGCAUAGUGCGGCAAGCUUCAUCGUAAGAAUGAUAAAAAAAAGGGGGGGGAGAAGGAAAGAGUGUGUAUGUGUGCGUGUUUGCGUGUGUGCAGGAAUUUGUGUGUAUUUGUGUUUGUGAGCGAGAGCUCCGUUGUGUUGGUCUGUAAAGCCCAUGUCUGGCGAUAACGCAGCUCUCUGAUGGUGGAGAUAGUCGAGACGCCAGCUUAAAUGUGGCUUGCUGGAUUGAAGUUGCCCUGUAAUGAUAGUUGUCUCAAACAACACGGAACAUACCAUUUGCAGCCCUGAAGGGGUGCUUUCUUCUCCCCCUUAUUUUCUUUUACUUACUCCCAGCUAUUCCAGAGCUAUGGGUUGAAAUUCGAGGAAUCAAAACAAAGCAUCUUGACAAUGGUCAGUAGCUGAAUUCUAUCCUCUCCUCUUGUCCCUCUGUCACCCCCUCCCCCUGUUCUCUCUCCCCCUAAACCACCCGCUUCUUUCAGCACAGUGGAAGAGUCUAAUAACUGGAGGGGAAUCUAAUCCUUGGCACUGGAUGAAAGACGAGGGUCUCCCUCCCUCCUCUCUCUUUCUCACAGUCUCUUUCUCUCUUCAUUUUUUCCGUGGAUGCUGGUUAUGCUUGGCAGGUUCUCUCCCUCUCUCCCUCUCAUUUUCCCGCUCCCUUUUUCACCCAGUCUUCCCCUUUUUUACUCCUCUACUUCCCUUUCCCCCCAAUCUUACCCUCUCUCUGUACAGGUUAAAAGUAACAAGAAAGCGAGUCAGGUGGAGAGAACUGAGUUCAGAGUAAAACUGGACUUUUGUGGAAACAUCCUUGGUCAGUUUUGUUGCUGAAAAGUUCAUUUAAAGAUUAAACCCACACGAGGGUUUUUCUGUUUCUUACAGAGCCAAAGUUAGCAGCUUUGUCAGAACCAGAAGUAGAAAAAAAGGAUUGAAAUUAUAAAUAAAUUACCUGUCUAGAGGUAAGAAAAAAAAAAAAACAGAAAACAGUCAAAACUAAGCAACAUUGGCUCAAAGAGUCUAGUGUCAGACUGGUUUGCUGGGUGUGGGAAACAUCAGCACCACCAACCUUCAAUCUACCUUGCAUCUACCUGUAGUUAGGGCUGGGCGAUAUGGGCUUAAAAUAAAACUUCAGAUUUCCUCCAAAAAUUAAAACUACACAUGAAAAACACAUGAUUCGCAACACUGUGGUCUGACACCGUAAAACUAAACCAGUCCUGAAUGACUAAGAGACUCAGCCCAUUUUUGGAACCAGCUUUCAUUGUUGUCAGUGUUUGUCUCUGAAGGAAAGGAAGGCAACGAUGGGAGUGGAAGUGGGGCAGCUGAGGAAGUUACAGAGAAAUUCAUUUUUGGAUAUCUUAAAAACCACAAAUGCGAUUUAUUGAUCAAUUGAUCUAUCGUUCAGCCCUAUAUGUGAUGGUGACACAUUGCUCAGUUUAACCAGACACUACCUGCAUACAACUUUAUCUUCAUUCUGUAGAUCAAAACACUGCAAGAUGUAAUCGGUCAUCUGUGCCUGUUUACAUCUGGAUAGUUGAGCAUUAUAGUGUUUUGGCAGUAUACAUUUACAAGAACUUAAGCUCUGGCUUAAGACGAGUGGUCAUGCAACAUCUUAGACCAACAUAUUAACAGCAUUUUGAGUCUACAGUAAUCCAAAUAUGAUACUCUCACUCUGUGUGACUGACUAGUGAUAACGGUGCGAAAAAUAGCUGCUUAAUUCUUUAAUCCUGUCUAAAGUGAAUCAGAAUAAUUACAGCACUAGUUUGGGCGCUCCCUCCCUGUGGACAAAGUGAUUUAUGUUCCCUCCUUGCUGGUAUCUUCCUGCACAAAUGUCUGUAUUUAUUUUAGUUUGUUAUUGUUGAAAGAGCUAAAAGGAAACAGACUUUUAAACUUAGAUGAUCUCGAAACAGAAUUUUCCAUACAUUAAAUUUAAAGAUCAUCGUUCCACUUGCAGCACUGUGUUGUGUUAUGUUUUACUUCUCUCCCUCCUUUUGCUCCGGCCAUGAAUUAAAAACAGCGGUGAAGUGUAGCUGGUGUUUGGAAGAGAUUGGCACUAAAAGACAGUGAUUCUGAAAUGAAACAACAAAGGCUACUUAUCUAAUUGGUAAACAGAGCUGUUAAAUGGUGGUUGGCUUAAAUGCUUGCAGGACGCUGUAAUUGCUGCCAGCCCUCACGUACAGAUGCAGGCGUACACACAUACACACGCAGUUUUCUCAACUUCCUCCACUCCAACACAAACACACUGAUAACCUCCAGUCUGAACCCGUCUGUAGAAAUUCCAUUGAAGAAGUCGGUCGGCCACCAACUCCUUCCUCCCUCCCUCACCCACCGCUCCCCCUCAUCAUUCUAACACAAACUCAUGAUACCUUUUACUGGAUGAUAGCCAGACGGAGUGUGAUGACACUGAAGACUGUGCCAGAAACAUUACACACAGCAUGCUGUACCACCCGCGCUGUCAAACACAAGGAAAUCAUGAUUGAGUGACUUUUACAUCAUAGAUAUCAGUCAGACUUCAGAGGUCUGUGGCGUAGAUGGUUCAUGUCAAAGAAUUCUUCAGGCUGGAGAUGACUUUUUAAAGUUCUUUGGCCCCUUUCUUCUAAUCCCCGUGAUGAUACAGUAUACAGUAAAGCAAUGGUGGAGCAGAGGAACACAGCUGGAAUCUAUCUGUUUCAAUAAAUGACUAAAUUUUGAGGAUUUGAUUGUCAACUGAUUGAAAGAACUUCUCUUCUUGUCCGCGUAUACAUGCAGCUGAGAAAAUCGAAUGAUUGAUCCUCCCCAAAACUAGGGGGCGAUAUGGGUCUUUUCAGCGGCGCUGUUUCCGGUUGACCCCAUACAACUGUCAAUAACAACAGCAGGUCCGUGCAAGACGUCAGAAGUGGCUACAACUGCUGCUGGGCAUUUUCGAGCAAGAAGAUGAAGCAUCUUACAGCGUUGUUUUUGUUGUACAUGAUGUACAUGCUACUAGAUGAGGUGCACACUACUCAUUCUCUGAUGUAUUUGUAACACUGGUUAAAAGGUAGAGAAAAUCGAAUUCCAAUCGCAUUAUCUAGGUGUCCUAAUCAGAGUUCUUUGACUCCAAUCGGAGUUCUCAAACUCUGAUUAUAGUCAGACUAAGGUGUUUACAUGCACUUCGGUUGUCCGGUCUUCAUUGGAGUAAAGCAAUAAUCCGGUUUUCUCGAAUGUCAUGUAAACGUACUCAGUGCCACUCAAAUUGCCUGCCUGAAGAAGCCCACAGAUGUCACAUGCAUCCAUGUUACCUGCAUGAAAUUUCAGUAAUGUCACUCAUUUGUUUCUGAAGAGGCAUCACGAAGCCUAAAAUGUCUGUCACUAUAUUGGAAAUGUUGACUCAAACCAGCUUAUAGUUGAUUUAGGGACCAGCAAAGAGGUGGAGUUGAAGCUACAGCUUUACUUCCCAAUAUAUGCAGAACUUAAUAUAACCAAAUCAGAUGAGUCCCACCCUCCAACCCUGUUUUUUUUUUUUUUUAAUACAAAGCUGUGAACAUGUUCAUUUCUGCUGUGAAAUGUGGAUGUUUCAAAAUGAUUAUGGGUUUUCUUGGCUGGCAGUUUAUAUCAGACAUAAAGCAGUGUUCAGCUGUUAAGAUGCGACUCCUCACAGUCUACAGUUUACUAUGACAAAGCUGAAGCACAGCCGAGUUCUCUGUUGCAAUCUCAAGUCAAACUUCUAAUGAUCGGUACAUGACGCCAGCUGAAACAUGAAAGUGUAUUUGUAGCAGACUGUAUUCUCCAUGCAUGAUAGUUUAUACUCUUGCAUCAGAUCUAUAUGCCAUAGAUCUGCAGAAACAUUUGCAUGUAGCCUGACGACAUGCACCUUCUCAAAACAUGUGAUUAGUCCACUGGUUAGCAUUGUAGUUCUUGCACAUAUACCGUAUCAGCUGCACAUUCCAUCUCCACAGACGUCUCUUCUCUGUUUUUCUGUGCAGUAAUUGCAGUAUGAUAAACUGCUGCUCAACUUUUAUCACCCCCAUCUCCAGCGUAAUAUGCACACAAACUCACAGCAUCCCAGCAGCUGGUGGUCAUGUAGGAGUAAGAAUUUUACAGGUUACUUGUUUCUUGAUAGAGUAAGUUAAAACAAUGGAUGAAAAUAUGAUGAAACAUUAAAUCUGAAAAGGAGAAAGGAAUAUGAAAAUCACAGUGCUGUCUCUGUAGAGUACAUCAAAAGACAGAAACACACGCACCAAGCAUCCAUGACUUGAUAUCAAAGAGUUGGAAGUUGGAGCAGAUCUGAAAUUUAUGGCACUUUCUUAUGAAUAUGUCAUGCAUAAAAACAGGAACACGUUAUACUCUUCAUAUCUGUGUGUGUGUGUGUGUGUGUGUGAAUAUGAAUCUGUUCCAUGAGCACCAGUUGUAAAACUUCAAAAGCCAGGAGUCCAUGCCGUAUUCUGCGCAGCAUCAAUCAUGAUGUGAUAGAAAUGAAAGUGUUCUCUGUCUAAAAUGCCCCCAAAAAGUCCCAGUUUGUUUUAUGUCUCAGGAAUUAAUUUGAUCAUGAGCUCAUAAAGCCUCCCUGUGUUUCCCCAGACAUGUUUGUGUUGCCUUAUUACAGGGAAGAGCAUGCCUUGUAAAAAGUGUGUUGAUGUGAGUGUGUGAGGGAGUCAGAAAGAGAUAGAGUGAGAGAAAAAAAGAGAAGGAGAGAGAGAGAGAGAGAGAGAGAGAGAGAGAUCCUGCUAGCUGAGCAGCCUGCUCUCUUAUUGGAGAGCUGUAAAAACUCCAGACCGCAGGAGUUGCCAGCCUGGAAUUCACUAAUGACACACGUGGGCCUCAGAUGAGAAGUGCAAUUUUGUGUGUGUGUGUGAGUGUGUAUGUGUGUGUGAGUGUGUUACAGUCAUACAGUUUGGAUCAGAAGGUCCAAUUUGUGUGUACAUGCAUUUGUGUGAGGCCCUAUCUCAUCAUCUAGUGUGUGUGUGUGUUUAUGUGCGUACAAACACUCACACAAAUCUCCUCCACCUCCUCUUCUACCCCAGCCCCCUAAAACAAAAAUGGCCGCUGUGCAAACAUAACACACCUAGCCUAAUCUCGGCGAUAGUUUCACCCAAAAGCUGCUUGUUAAUGGGAGCAGGGCCGCAGCCAUCCCGGCCCCUGCUGGAUGAAGAGGGGGUGCUGGGCGCUGGAAAAUGAAAGGAAUGGGGCCACGGGCACAUGGGUCUUUAAAUCCUCUGUGUCAAUAGAGUCUCUGGAGCAAAAUAAUGGCAUCACUCUGUGUGGGAGUUAAUGUGAGCUGAUAGCAUGAGGGCUGGGGGGUCAAGGGUUCAUGGGCUUGCGCUAGGUUGACAGAGAGCUGAAUACUUUCCUCCCCCCUCCUGAACCCCCUCUCUCUGUUGCUCCCUACCUCUUCUUUACCUACGAACCUGAAGGAGUGUUGUGGAGGGAGAUGAUGAGGGAUGUCAGGGGAGGAAGUGGCCUGUUUAGUGUUGGCAGUUUUAGCCCGCACCUCAACAUAUUCUCAUGAGUGACAAGUUCAGGGGGGGGAAAUGAGCAGGGAAACAUGAUAAAUGCAGACAUUGUCAAAGAGGGGAUUACUGAUUGGUGAGUUUCACUUCAAAAAACAAAAACAGUCACGUUAAAAACUGAUCAAACCCAUGAUUCAUCCAUCAGGGAGCAAAAAUAGUCCCAAAAAGUGAGUGCAUGUGCUAAAGAUAAUGAGCAAUUGCAGAAAAGGACAGAGAACUCUGUGGUAUUUAUCCCUGCAGGCUUGCUAUUUAUCUGUAUGAUAUGCUACUUGCCAGUGGAAUAAAAAUAGUUUAUUUCGUUGAAAUCAAAAUGAUGAGAAACAGUUGUACUGCAGGAAGAAGAGAGAUUGAAUAGAUGAGAGCAAAUGUGAAGAGAGAAAAAUACAGGUUCGACUUUGGGAGUAAAAGGGAGUGAUGAUCUAAUGUCAGCCGACACCGGGACAACCUGAACGGUCAAGAGUCUGGGUGGAGGAGCCAUCGCUUUGUCGCAUGAAGUGUGGAGCCCCCAGCAGUUUGGGUGUGAUCAGACGGAGAAAUAGAAAACAGAGUUUGUGGUGAAAGGAUGUGAAAGCAGAACCAAAAGGGGAGUAAACAGAAAAGGUGUGCCGAGAGUACAUGUGGUGAGAUUGAGACGUGUUUGAGGCAAGAGCCAGUGACUCAAACUUGAUCGUACAUGAACAUAGUUAAAAAUGUUCGAAAUGUAAAGAUACAUCACAUUCUCUGUCAGUAUGUGAAAGAAUAAUAUCAGUUUAAUCCGUGUUUUCAGUUUUUCUGGGUUUUUUGUAGUUUUUGUAGGCAUGCAACUGUCGACAACCUCGACAACCUCACACAGGAGGUCCGUCUGUUUUCUAACAAUAGUUUUCACAUCAAAACUAAAGCUGUGAGCCAGAAUCUUUACAAGACUUUGUUAUAGAAUUUCAUCUGGAGGUUUGCAAGUUUAACAUUACACUGACUUAUGCCCAUCCAGCAGUCAAAGACCCACUUCUGUCUUUGUCAUGCAAAAUUAAAAAUAAUAGCCUUUUACAAUGUGCUAUUUUUAUAAGCAGUUAAUGUUUUGAGGAACAUGUGUGUUUUCACUCUGCAAAAAUUCUGAUCAAAAAUAAGAGAGACCGCUGUGGACACGUAAACGCUCUGUUUGUAGACUGUUCGUUUCUCUGCUGCUGCUGCUGAUGUGCUCUUGCGUGCAGCACUCCCUUUUUAACGUCUGUAUUUGUUAUCGUUGAAGUUUUUUGCAAAUUAUGAGGUGACCUACAUUGUUUUGCAAAGCAGUCGGUGGAGUUGUGUAGAGUAGCGUAAAAGUGAUGCAUUCAACCAUGACACAUCUCUCCACAACAGAAGGAUUGAUAGUAAAAUAUAGAGUAGAUAGAAAUAUUGAUUCAUGGUUCUGGUCCUUGUGUUUUUAUUGGAUUGCUACCAAACUCUGGUGUAAUGUCUGCCUGUAGUGCAAACAGAGCAAGAAUGAACAUCCAAACAUUUGGCUCCUACUCUCAGAAAGACUUCCUCUCCCAUCCUCCCUUCCUCCUCCCCCCUUAACACAACAUCAUUCUCCUCCCUUCAAGGGGAAUUACUGUCGUAAAAAUUAGUGCACUUACCAAUGCAAACACUAAUUCCUCCACCUCUCUUCCUCUCUUCUUCUCAUCAGACACUGGUACCUCCCUCGGCUCCUCCACCUCCGGCGGACAUCGCUCUCACUGGUGCAGCGUCGCCUACUGGGAGCAGCGCACACGCGUGGGUCGCCUGUAUCCCGCCUACGAGCCCUCGCUCAACAUCUUCUAUGACCUACCUCAGGGCACAGGCCUCUGCCUGGGCCAACUCCACGCCAACGCCUAUCACAGCCGCCGUGAGGACCCGGGCAGCCACGGCACAUCCAGUCUUUAUGGACACCCCAGCCACGGAAGUGGAGGGAAUAACAGCAACAGCAGCAGCAGUGUACAACAGAUACGCAGUAAAAUCGGCCACGGCAUUGUGCUGAGCCAGGAGCCAGACGGAGUGUGGGUGUACAAUCGCAGCCUGCACCCAGUGUUUGUCCACUCGCCCACUCUGGACCCACCCAGCGCUCGAGGACUGAGCGUCAGGAGGGUGAUGCCAGGUUUCUCCCUCAAGGUGUUUGACUAUGAACGCUCCAGCUGGAUGGCCUCACACGGCAUGAAGCCUGAGAGCCAGGAGGGGCCCUGGGACCCCCACAGUGUUCGCAUCAGUUUUGCUAAAGGAUGGGGCCCCAGCUACUCCAGACAGUUCAUCACCUCCUGUCCAUGCUGGCUGGAGGUGCUGCUCAACAACCACAGAUAGCACACACACUUACACACACUGACACACACAUACGCUCACUCACUCAGACACACACAUACACACUCACAGACUCCUUACCCAGUAUCCUUAUUGUAAUCUACCUAGAUUUAAUAUAAGAUUUAUAUAUUAUAUAAAAUAUAUUAUACAUGUAAAUACUUGAGUCAUUUUUACAAUGCAAUUAUUUAUGUAUAGUGUAAUGUGUAUAUGGACAAAAUAAAAAAGGAACAAGAAUAUGCACUUUUCAUUCUGUAUAUGCAUUACAGUUUCUCAGUGUCAUUUUGCAAAUGCAAACUGUAAACAUAAGACAAACCUGGUUCAUGUUCACAUGAGUUAGCAAUUCCAUCAGAAAUAUGCCAUAUACACAUUGUCAAUAAAGUAUUUGUAUUAAAUGAA